Molecule: messenger RNA, 737 nt
Organism: Fomitopsis serialis
Lineage: Eukaryota; Fungi; Basidiomycota; Agaricomycetes; Polyporales; Fomitopsidaceae
Exons: 2
Coding region: 174-452 (92 amino acids)
Source: RefSeq, a predicted model, not a curated record
UCGGUAUCCCUGAACUUGAGACGGAACCAUAUUGGUGGCGCGAGUCACCCACACACCUGCGCUGCUGCAGCUACGACCGUAUAGUACCCCACAUCGACUUGCUUCUAGUCCUCCUCAUGAACGUUCACAAACGGUAGAAACCUUACACCCACAUUCGAACCAUAGCCUGCACCAUGUCCGACGACGGAGUCCUGUCUAGUGUCAUCUCGAUAGCUUGCAUCGCUUGCCUCGAUGUUAUGGCGGGUGUCUUGACUGACCUCGCUAGUGUUCGACAUGCGUGCACAGAGCAUCUAUGUCAAUGUGCUUGCAAGUGUGGCAGGCAUUCGGACCGUCUCCAAGCAGAUGAAUCCUCUCCGUUCGCACCGGAUGAGUGCGAGCCGCUGAUCGCUGCGUCGGGCCAGCGCACAGAGCCAAGUCCCCAGCCGAGUAUGCAGGUGCCAGGAAAGAGCUAGCAAUUGUGACACCAAGCAGCGCGUUGCCUGGGAUCUGGAGUGCAUGCUACGGACCAGUGGACAUGGAAUUCUGAUCAUUUGUACUUUCGCUUUGCGUCGCUUUCCCGCAUCCCAGUUACUGCACAGGCCGGCUACUGUCGCAUUCGCAUAUCCUCGUCAUCGUGUAGUAUAUCUGAUAUUAAUUCCUUUUGUUCUAGAGGACAAGUAACCUAAUCAGCGAGACCACUCAAGCCCAAAGCGAAACCACGACCGACGAGUACUAAUGUACAUAGAAAGGACAGGUGG